UCCGUAGUACUUUGUAGGUCUGCAAAGUACUUCAUUAAUUUAAUACUCAGUGUUUGCAGUGUUCUCAUGAACUCAGUGUUCAUGUUAGUGGAUUUAAAGAAUUUCAACAUGGCUUCAGUUCUAUGUGUUCUCCUGCAGUUCCUCCUCUGCUCUACAGCAGUUUUCUCUCUAUCAGUGAAGAUCAGUCCAAUGAAUCCACUGUUUCGAGUGGGAGACAGAGAGGAGAUCACAUGUCAAGCGGAUCAAUGCACUGGCAAAAUGACAUUCUCCUGGCAAAAUUUAGAGGACAAGCCCUUGAAUGCUUACAUCCAGAUGUUCCCGAAUAAAACAACUUUGCUCUACAAAAGAGUUCAAAAACAUCAUGAAUAUUCAGUUGUGUGCAAGUUAACCUGCCAGGGCAAGUCCAAGGAGGGAAAAGUGAAAAUCCAAGUGUACUCUUUUCCAAAUGAUCCAGUUGUCUCUGGACAUGACAACUUGGUGUUAGGGAAGGAGAACACCGUGACCUGCAAGGUUUCAGAUGUUUAUCCAGCAGAACUCAUGACAGUGGAAUGGCUGAGAGGAGGAAACGUGGUCUAUACACAGGAAGGAGAACAUGGCAUUAAAUCCAUUCAAUCCAAGUACACCUUUAAACCACAGCUCAAUGACACAGGAGAGUUAAUAAUGUGUCGAGUCACACUCAAUCUUGAUAACCUGCCACCAGAGAGGAGAACCAGAGAGACCACUGUGUCCAUGGCUGUCCUUUCCCCUCCUCUGCUGGUGUCCCUGCAGCCAAAUUCGAGCUUCAUCCGAGUAGAGCGAGGUUCCUCUAUGACACUGUUCUGCAAUAGCUCAGGCUGUCCUCACUCUCAUAUCACCUGGAAGAAUGAAACACAUCAACCACGUCUGAGCAGAACUGCUGACAGCGAGGUAUUCGUAUCCCAGUUAGGCCCAUGGACCGUUGGUCUGGAGGAUAACCGAACGUUCAUUUGUGAAGUUCAAUGUGGCUCUGUUGUGAAGUCCAAGCACACAGAGAUUAAGGUUUACUCCUUUCCCUCAGAUCCUGCCAUUGAAAUUUCUGGACCCAUUAUGGAAGGAAAAGUGACCAACCUGACCUGUACAGUUCAUAACAUCUUCCCAGUCGACUGUUUUCAUAUGCAAUGGAUGUACGGAGAGCUUGAGCUGCAGUCAGUACGUGGAAAUUUCUCAGAAAAGCUGCAAAACCUUAGCUUAACUAUCCCCAUCAAGCCUAAGGACAGUGACCAAAAUAAGACGUUUACCUGCAAGGUAUCACUAAAGAUCGGAAAACAAGAUUGGAGGUUACAGAAGACAGCAAAUACCACACUGGCAGUACAAUAUUCACCCAAGAAUACCACCAUUGAUGUGAGACCCCAGAAGCAACUGAAUGAAGGGGAGACUGUGACUAUCUCCUGCCAGACUGCCAGUUAUCCAGAGGGACAUGUGACAUUAAGUAGGGUGUGGAAUGGAGAAGAGACUAAAUUAGUUUCCAGUAAUGGGACCCAAACCUCUUUUAGCAUAUCCUAUACUAAUGUAUUGCACUCUGGCAUCUACGUGUGUGAAGCUGUUAACAGAUAUGGCCAGCAGAGAGAGAUGGUCCAGAUAACUGUACAAGCACCGCCAAGGAAUAUCAAUGUCACAGUGUACCCUUCAAACACGGUUCAAGAGGGUGAAACAAUCACAGUUUGCUGCCAGUAUGUGAGCUUUCCACCAUCUGAAAUUACCUUAAGGAAACUGGACAACGGAAGUGACAUUUACUCUUCCAAUGGGACCUUCUUGCUGGUUAACCUCACUGCCAACAGCUCAGGACUGUACCAGGUCACUGCUACCAAUGCCCUGGGUUCUGAGAAUAAGAUUUUCACAAUAAAUGUAACAAGCAAGAAUAUAGAAUCACCUCUGUUAAAAAGAAUUAAUUCAACUGAUUUUAUAAUUCCAGUCAUUGGACUUGGAGUUCUGGCUACAGUACUCAGCACCCUAGAUUAUAUAAGAAGAGCAAAAAGGAAAGGCUUCUAUGAGCUGACUGAGGGCAUACCAUAAACUGCUUGAACAAAAACACAAACUUAGUCUCCUGUAUUAAACUGAAGCAGAAUCUACUGAACAUAAUCAGGCACACAUUCUGCUGAACUGAAUCACAUACCGUGGAGAUUCAGAAUUGAAACAGUCUCUGCUAAACUGAAUUACUGACUGGGAGACUGAAUAUUCUGAAAGAAUGAAUCAGAUUGUAAAUGAAUCACACUGCUUGAACUGAUUCACACUUCACUAAACAAACUCUGGUAAACCAAAUUGUACUCCACUGAACGGAAUUUUACUUCAGUGAACCGAAUCACACUCUGCUACAGUAUAUUAAAUCUCACACUGGUGAACUGAAUCACUCUGCACUAAACCGAGUUACACGGCUGAACAGACAACACUGAUCUGAAUUAGACUGAGUCAACUAAACCGCCCUGUCGGGACCAAUUUUUAUCUCUGUUGGGGUAUUAGUCUCAGACAUCUGUAACAUUUGUGUGUGUGUGUUUGUGUAUGUGUAUGUGUGUGUCUGUGUGUGUGUGUGUGUGUGUGUGUGUGUGUGUGUGUUUGUGUAAAAGAGAUAUGGUCAGAGAACCUGAUGUAUUUGUAUAUUUUGCAGAAAUGUUUUUUUAAGCAACUUUUUCAUGUGUAAUAUAGUCCCUCCAGAUCAAUAGUCAAUAUAUUAUCUGGUAAAUAGUUGCUGAGUGAAACAAGAGGCCUUCUUAUCUCUCUAAUAUCUAAUAUGACAUCAGAAUUGAUGUGUGACAUUUAGGGUUGCCAUUAGGUCUAGUUAGUGUUUGUAUAAAAUCUUUGUCCCUCUGAUAUAAAAACAUGAUGUGAGGUGGAACUUUCCAUGACUUACUUUCAGUUUUACUAAUUUUACAGCAAUGUGGUGUAUAAAGAUUAGGGAAUUGUCUAGGGAUUUAUUUAGACAUUGUUUUGCUUUUCUUUUUGCUGAGUGGAAGAAUUCAGGAACUGUUUAUAUAGAUGAAUGUCUCAAUCUGUUUCAUGAUGAAAACAAUGAAACGUUGUAAAAAAUACAACAUAAUAAUUGUUAGAAUUCCAACCUCCUGACCUGCUUCUUUUGUUUUUCACCUCCAUGUAAGUUUUUUUAUGUUCAUGCAGAAAAAAUGUAAUGCAUAUUUAAAUUGUAAAUAAUGUAACAUUUAAUAUUUGAAUAUUUGAAUGUUUGAAUGUUUUAUUUUAAUGUAAUCUUAUUCAUUUUUUGCACAUGACUGACAAGACAAGCAGUCAGACAGUGCCAUGUAAUUAUUAUUAUUAAGCCAAUAAAUGAAAAAUGGUCAAA
This is a messenger RNA of Tachysurus vachellii, 3307 nucleotides long. It is a transcript of the gene vcam1b, whose product is annotated as vascular cell adhesion molecule 1b. The record is from RefSeq and is a predicted model, not a curated record. The transcript is spliced from 7 exons. The coding region runs from base 67 to 2031 and encodes 654 amino acids. Gene Ontology annotation, cellular component: membrane. Gene Ontology annotation, biological process: cell-cell adhesion. Gene Ontology annotation, molecular function: integrin binding. NCBI's taxonomy places the organism in Eukaryota, Metazoa, Chordata, Actinopteri, Siluriformes, Bagridae.